This is a messenger RNA of Dichomitus squalens LYAD-421 SS1, 2992 nucleotides long. RefSeq lists its product as uncharacterized. Bases 59 to 2992 code for a protein of 977 amino acids. Gene Ontology annotation, cellular component: trans-Golgi network; TRAPPII protein complex. Lineage: Eukaryota; Fungi; Basidiomycota; Agaricomycetes; Polyporales; Polyporaceae. The record is from RefSeq and is a predicted model, not a curated record. The transcript is spliced from 6 exons. Gene Ontology annotation, biological process: intra-Golgi vesicle-mediated transport.
CCUGCUUUGACGUCCACCGUAUUUGAAGCUUUCUCUUGUCUCGACUAUCGGGAAACGCAUGUCUAGCUAUGAAGAUCUCUUUGAGUCCAGUGUACUCGAGGUCAUAGCCCCUCCUCCAUCUCUCGAGUUCCCAUCCGAGUACACCGGCCAGAAGGCGUCGGACUGGAUCGCUCGCCUGCGGGAGCCCUUCGCAGACAGGAAAACAGCGUUCUUUGAUGAGAACAUGGACUUCUUCCUAACAAUUCGUUUUCCGUCACUGUCAGAGGAGGAAGACCCCGCUACAGACUCAACGCCUCAGCCUCCCUCCCACCUGCUCUCGUUCCUCGCUCACCUACAAAUAUCCUAUGAAACCUCGUACAUCUCUCCUUCUGCUACUGGGUCAGAAUACACACCUGGGUCCCGUUUGUCUAUGCCCCCUCCUCGGAACAGCUCUAUGCAGCGCAACAGACCGAACGCGCUGCUCGGCGGCCCAUCCUCAAUAUUUCCUCCCCAUACCCCUCACCCUAUACCUUCUGCUGCAGAAUCUGACUUGAAGUAUGUCCAAUCCCAAGGUACGCCUUUGGUUUCUGCGAUCUGGGGCGAAUCCGAGAAUCGCGACAAGGAGGCGUUCGCUCUACUGUGGGACGCGAGCGAGCAGUUGUGGAUCGCCAUGUACAAGAUGACAAUACUUGUUUUGUUCAUGGUCACCAAGGUCCCUGACCCUCUCUUGUGUAUCACCGUCUCCACGACGCUUCGUAACAAGCCACUAGCCGUCACUCCACCCCGGAAAGCCCUUUCUGCACUUAUAGAUGCCGCCGGAGGCUUGAAUUCUGAGCUGGUGUCUUCGCCGGUUAAGGAGAACGGCGUAGAUCAUGACUCCGCUCAUAGCGACGACGACGAGAUCCUCUCUGGAUUGCAGGAGGUGAACCUUCUAGAGGGUCUGGCAGCAGGCCCGACAUUUACGGAUCCUCACAAGCGACUCUCCCUGCCUUCUACGCGCCUGGGCUCUACCACUCGUCAGCACGCAUUCUCUCUCGCUCCGGCACCCAACGCGUCUUCGUCAGACACGCCUGUGCCUUACUCGGGCGGUGUCAUUUCUCCGCCAGCCGGAGGUAGUAUCAGUAGCCUGAGCAGUCUGCCCAAGGCUGCCACCCUUCGCAAGUCUUUCCGUAAGACAUUGAACACCCACAUGGGCUUUAGAGUCCGUAUGCGCACGGUUUUCGUGCCAUACUUCCUUCUUCCACAGGACGCCCCGAACGGUAUCACACAGAAGCCCCGGCGUGUCAAGGACGCUGGUCUGAAUGCCUCCGACUCUGAUUCGGAUCUGGACGACGACAUUCUGGAAGAGCGCGAACAGCGUGAAGCCGGGAACGAAGAGCACACCGUCGUGCUUAGCGUCGAAGUCGAGAAUUUGUUUGCAGGAUCUUCCCCUGGCUCUUACCAUAUUGAGGUCGAGCGUGUGGACGUCGCGAUCAGCGGUUCAGGUGCUCGCGCUUCAUUCAUUGGAUGGGGAGGGCGUACUACGGACGUGUUUCCCCUGCAGGUCGGUCCGCGGGAGCAGAUUAAUCUACUGUAUGCAGUUUCGUUCCUCAGGGGUCCCGAGGUGGAUGAAUUCUCGUUAGCAAGGCCUGCCGGCGACAAGAGAGGUGGUCCCACAGAGGAACUUCAGCGAGCCGUCACGAUCCACCUCAUCGUGCGACCCUUCGAGCCCAAGGGUGGCGAGGCCUUCUACCCAACCCACCCAUUCCCUUCAAGAUGGAACUGCGUGCUCGACUUAGCAUCGUCUAGCGUCCUGAAACAGAGGCACGAGUCCGGUGAAGCUGAGGAGGACGGUAAUCAAGAGUACUUUGUUCUUCCUACUCCGGCUUCACCGUUCCCUACCGCACCCCUCGCUCCGCCUCAGCGGAGUCUCACUCCUCUGACCACCAAGCACACCAUCCCUUUGACGGCGAUCGCAGGUAGCAAGCGUCAUACCAUUGCUGCAUUCGAUACGCCCAUUAGUGAUUAUGCGCGCAUGCCAAAGUCGCCUAUGAACUACCAAAGUUCAACGUCUAUGCUCAACCCCCAGAAUCAGCCUCCCGCUCCUCCGAAUUCUAGCCCGACGCCAACAGGCCCUGCUUCCGGACAGACCCUCCAUAUUCCUAGUCGCACUUCAUAUAUCCCGCCCUCCGUUUCCUUCCAGACAACCUUUCCUCGAUCACCCACAACGUAUGCCCCGCCGACCAGCCCGCCACUGCCUCCCCCUCCAUCCAACCCACUCGCGGCUUAUGCGCAAACACCAUCAGAUAGCUCGAGCACGGUCAAUGAGAUGUUCGACUUCACUAUACCCCGUACGCCCGCAUACCCCGCCUAUCCGAGCUCACCCGCGCCUGUGCCGCCAACGCCAUUCUGGCAAACACCCAUCGCCCAACAAUCUGGUCCUGGCGCUGUAGGCCCGAGCGUCGAGAUCCGUCGUGAACGUGGAGGAAACAUUCCUCAGACCCCGGGUCCUACCGUGGGCGGGUUCGGAGGACUUACGAUAAACCCGAUGAACGCUCUGCAACAAGCUGGCGAGACCGCUUCGAUCGAUGGAAGCGGAGAAGCGGUUGUCGUGUCCGUCGGGCUCCUCCCAUCACCCGGCCGCGCUGGAAAGAAGCCGCACACGGGCGAGCUGUACCCGUUGGAUCAAUUUACCUUGGACAUCUUUGUGUUCAACCAGUCAUCGUGGACACGACGAUUCGAGGUGAGCUACCCCGAGGAGCGUAGAAGACGACGGAAAGCGAAGGAGAGGGGCGAUGGGUUAAGGGAGGUUCGCCCACCAAGCAUAAUCCCGCUCCAGAAUCGCGUUCGUAUCGGGCCGCUCCUCCCGUCGACUUGCCAAUCCGUGCGCAUGGACUUCUUGGCACUUGCGCCUGGCGUUCAUCCAAUCGAUACGCUGACCCUGACGGAUAUUCAGAGUAACUUUACCAUGAAUCUCAGGUCUGUCAUCGACAUCAUAGUGCAUGAACCGAAAAUCAAGGAGACUUCGUCGUGA